GGGCGAACAAGAGGGCCGCACUCGCAGUUCGUCGGUGGGUUAGCCGCAGUGUCUGUGAGGCAGCGGGCUAAGAAGAGGAGUUUGGGAGAGGGUAAGGGGAGUCGUGGAAUACUGUUGCCGUCAAUCUCAAGGUUUGCGAAGUGCUGUGUCGACAGCAGUGUAGCUUGCGAGGAAGAUGGCGGCGGCUAUGUCGGCGGCUAUGGCGGCGCUUUUCACACUGUUGCUCGUCGUGUCGCCGGUUCUCAUCCAUGGAGACGCUGGAGGUGACCUCAUGAAGGCAAUCAAGGCGGAUCAGAGGUUGCAUCAUUUGCAUCAGGCCUUAAUCACGACUGGGUUCUCAAAAGAGCUGAUUAAAGCCGUGAAGGACAAGCCGGUCACCAUCUUCGCCCCCCUGGAUGACGCCGUCGACGCUGCCACAGCCGCGGGCUGGGUUUCGUGGGACUGCCUGACUUCGACGAAGGCCGGGAAAGCUGCUCUCAAGGAAAAUCUCAAGCAUCAGGUGGUGAACGGCUCGUUCUACACCGUCUGGAAGUUGGCGAAGACGAACCAAGUCAUCCCAGCCGACGGAUUUCCGAUCGAAGUAACGUUCGACAAGGCGACGCAUUUGGUCUCCUUGGACGGUUACGUGCACGUCGCACAGCCUGAGGCGAUCAUCAUGAAGAAUGCCAUCGUUCAUCUCACGGAUGGGGUCAUCGCGACAGAGAGCAAUUACGCCAACAUGCUCGACGUCUGCGGUGAGGCACCGCCCUCUGCUCCGCCCUCUGCUGUCUUCGGCAGCGGCUUGUAAAUCGAGAAAGAGGGAGCCGAGCGCGGAGGAGGAAAGGCAGUGAGAGAUCGGAAAUAUUCCGAGAGCAGGAAAGACCAUGGAGGGCUGAAGAAGAUGAGCCAAGCAGAAGAGCUCCCUGUAUGGCGGUGCGCGUCGUUGGCGCAUGGCAGGGCGCUCUGCAGCGGGCGGGGAGCUGGUUGGCACCCCGCGGCGUUGUCGAUACUUGCAGCCGGCGUCAUAUGGCUGGACAUCA
Molecule: messenger RNA, 1019 nt
Organism: Chara braunii
Lineage: Eukaryota; Viridiplantae; Streptophyta; Charophyceae; Charales; Characeae
Source: the annotation of a GenBank genome assembly